Molecule: messenger RNA, 3563 nt
Organism: Homalodisca vitripennis (glassy-winged sharpshooter)
Lineage: Eukaryota; Metazoa; Arthropoda; Insecta; Hemiptera; Cicadellidae
Exons: 5
Coding region: 77-526 (149 amino acids)
Source: RefSeq, a predicted model, not a curated record
GAACUAACAGCCACUUUAUCAGUAGACUGCUGAUCCAAUCAGUGACGGUAUAGACGAUAGACAAGGCGGUAAUGGCAUGACACCCCUCGUAGUAGCAAGGUCUUACUUAUUUUUGCAGGUGUUUCCAGGAAUAUUCAGUUUUUGCUAUUACUCCUGUCCGCGGCCGACUGACAUAGUCUGCGGGGUCGACAGUCACCUAGGGGCCAAACUGUUUCGAGGGACAUGCCUCAUGAUGCGCCUAAACCACUGCUCUUCCACCAACUACCGCCAGAUGGAUAUACUGAAGUGCCUGGAGCGGUAUCCUGAGGUGAUCCAGGAGUUCAUCUCCAUUAACGGGCUGGACAAGAGGUUUGACCGGUUCGGAGCGGUGCAUGGAUCCCGACCUCUGCCUCGCUAUCUCGUCAUUUACAAUGUGCUACUGAGGAUGGCCAUAGGGUUCAAGCCGUGGCCUGUGCCGAUAUACCCACCAUUUCCCUACCCUCAGCUGCCCUUCCCUUUCUGGCCGAUGCUUAAUCUCAACGCAUAAUUAUUAUCUCACUAAAACACCCAUACACAGAGUGUUAAAAAUGUGGAGAAUUGUAGGAGAAAAUACAUAUAUGUUCUUCUAACAAUAUGAUAUUUCGCUUUGUGUAGCGUCCAUAUAUCAUUCCACAGAAAUGGGUUACGGGAUUGUAUAUUGCAUAUUUGUAUGUCUUACUACAAUCUCACUUUUACUUGAAAAUAUCAAUCGUUUAUAGUUUAAAAUUGGAGGCCUUUAAAAUUCUUAUCUAAGAUUUUCUGGAAACCGACUAGAAGAGGAAAUAUUUUAAAAACACAUGAAAGACUACUUGUACAAAGACAAAAUUUCCUCUAAAUAGUUACGAACGUAUAAUAAUAACGGAGUAAAUGUUUGAUAACUAUUCUUGUGCAAUCUGCAUCUGUAAACUUAAGUAUAUCGAGACCUCUACUCUACUAUAAACAAAAAAUACUUGAUUUUUAUGUGUAUUUCUAUCAUUAACGUAAUAUAUUUGAUGACAAAUAAAAGUGUAGCACGAUUAGCAAUUAUUCCAUAUUUGUUAACGAAUAUCAACCUGUGUGUAAUCACAAUAGUGAUGAGUUAAAUCCUGAAUAUGUAUGACUACUGGUAAAUAUGCCAAUACCAUCGCACCAUACUAUUGCAAUACUAUUGCAUUAUUUAUCGUCCAAUUUUAACUAACCAGAUAUGUUGAACAACAAAAAUGAGUAAUAUUCUGCUACCCUGAUACUGUAACAAAUUAAAUAACAUUUCCUUCACACUAAUAAGCAGGUACCUUUGGAGACAAUGGAUUUUAGUGUGUUUAACUCCAAACUUUCCUGACCAUUUUUACCCAUCUAUUUUAUUUCUGGAUAGGCUAAACAAUUAUCUGUUGCUUCAAAGCAAUACAUCAACCAACAUACCUGUAUAGAGUCUAUAGGUGCGUGGCUUUGGAGGUAUUUUGCAUUGCAUGUACCCUGAAUGCAUUCUUCGAUUGUUAAUAAUAAGGAUUUCUUCGUUCAUUUUCCGUAAAUUUGAGCCUGAUAUUUCCUCAUCCAAUUGGUAAUUUUCUCUGCAAGAGCUGAUCGGUUGUUAUCAGAGUUUUUAGGAACUGAUAAGACAAUUAUAAAUUAUUUUGGCUUUAUUUUAAGCUUCCAUGGUUCUAAAAGGAAACGUUUAAUAACAAUAUCAAUGGUUUUAAUACUCUUCUAAAAGGAAUGAAGUACAAGGAAAGAUCCUUGCUCAGAAGAAUAAUAGGCGGAAAUGGACUCUCGGGAAAUUGAGUUUGACAUGUAUGGAGGAAGCAAUCCUCCAUGGACAAGUCUUCAAUGUUAUAAUCAGCACCUUUUAUGACGCCAUUCCUGGGCAUAGUGCGACAAUAUUCAAUAAUGUCUUAUAUAUUCUUUAUUAUUAAAAAUCAUUGAGGUAGUAUAACAGGACACUGUUGUCAAUCAGAAGGUGGGUGUGUUGGAUAUAUGGCAUGAACCUGCGGAUAUAUCAUUUACCUCAUCGUCUAGGGGCUUUGUAGAUCCUCUAUGAAUUUGUCCUCAUCACACCAUUUCCAACAAUAUUAAUAAUUGGUUGAGGUACUAAACACAUGGGUUCCUGCCUGUUGUUGGUUGCCAAAUUGAGUUAGUAAAACUACUACAGGCUGGAGCACAGGCUUUUUAUAUUCACUAAGAAGUAUGGAGACAAACCACGGGCCUGAGUGGAUGUAGAUUACCAGUUAAGAUCUUUUACUGACUUUCGACUAGGAUUACUUAUUUUGCAAGUCCUAAAAUAAGAAGUUGAGAUGGGAAUAUACAUAUAUUCAAAAGUUAAACAGUCUUAAAAAAGAGUUAAGAGAGAGAAAUUGACAGAUACGAAGAGAAGUAGGUUUUAAUCAAUGAUAUUUAUGGUGUUGAAAAGAUCAGAAAAAUCUUUAUUUUGAUUGUAAUAGCAUAUUCUAAGUGUAAUAGUAUAAGAGCAAUUUCUUGUCCUGCCAUCUAGUAGUAGUUUAAUUCAUAUUGUGGAGGCAUCAGUUGUCCUUCCUGUUGGACUCAGUGACUUUUAAGCAGAUUUGGGAUAUUUGUGCACGCUUACUCCGCACAAUAAGGAAUGUAAAGUUUACUUUUAUAGUAUGUGUCUAUAAAAAAUAUACUUUCAAAUAAUUAACAAAUUGACCUUUCCAAAUGAGACAUCAUUGAAUUUUUUAAACUGCUAUGGCAAUGGUUGGCCCUCAUGCCUCUGCCCUGCCUUAUUAAGGUUUGCUGAAUAAAUUCUGCAUUUUUAUUACUACAUAAUACUAAACUGCAUUAGAAUUUAAUAUGUGGUAUUAAACUCUACUAUUCACGCUUAAAGCAAAUUAUUAAUGUUUUGCACUCCAAUAAUCUGUGCUGAAUCUUGAAUUGUGCAAUAGAUUACAGAUUACUCAUUACACGAUAAUAGCCGAAUGAAAGCUUGUUUCUAUCUUACAACAUCCACACAUUUCACAAGAUUUCCGUGGAAACUGCGUGUUUACGUUGACAAGACAAUGUCUGUCAAUGCGGCAAUUGCGUAACCGGUGAAGAGGUCUCUUAAGACUAUGCUUACCAGUUGUGCUGGGGUUUUCUCUAAAGAGAUGUUUCCUAUAUCCUUGUUUGUCACUGCUGCGCGAGGUACAACCUCUGUGCGGGGUGGAAACAUCGGGUAAUGUCAGGGUCUUCCGCAACCCCUGCCUUCUGCGUAAGUCUAACUGGUGUCUUCACACACGUGAGUAUUUGGGAAUUUGAGGCGAUGAACCUGCCCGAGUGUUUCAAAAAGUAUCCCUACGCACUCAAUGACUACGUUCCCGGGUUAUAUCGCCUUCACCUGUAGCCACUGGUACAAUGUAAGGCAUAUAAUUAGAUAACAAUGAAGAUAUGAUACGAUAUGAUAUGAUUUCAUGUUUCUUACCAUAAUAUCAUAUUUAUGUACUUAUAUAUAAAUUUGCGUUUUAUUAUCAUUAAUGAUAGAUUGAUAAUAAGCAAUUUUAUCACAACACGCUGAACUUUAUUGAUAUAGUAACUUAUUUGAAUUUACAGUGAGCAAUAAACAAAAGUAUACAGUACAA